AUGCCUCGCGGACAUCGCUCCGCCACAGAAUAUCGUUCCGGCGAGGAACAGGCCGAUGCCAUUGUUCGCACUGCCGCCUACCACCGCAAAGACUACUGUCUCCUCAAAACACCCUUCCAGCGGACUUCUAAUUUCGGACUUGGCUCCCUUGACCGGCUACCACUGGAGCUCCUGCGUGACACGUUGGUCCGUCUUGAUGCGCACUCUCUGUUCAAGUUUCGACAAACGAAUCUUCGAUCACGACAGGCGGUAGACUCUCUUGAGCAGUAUCAACUAAUAGUCUUGCACGGACUGAAACUUUUCUGCGCCUUGUUACGAACACGGCUUGCCGUUGACAUUUCUCUACUCGACUUUUACAAUGCCCUAUGUCUCAAGUCUUGUGGUGGUCUUUACGGCGAAUUUGGCGGGUUCAUAUCCCUCCUAACAUGGAAUCGGUGCUGUUUCAAAUGCCUCAAGGAAGCUCCGGAGACUCAAAUGCAAAUUCUUUCAGCUGCCCGGAAGGAAUUCCGCUUGACGAGGGUCGAGUUGGACCAACUGAGGUCAUUCAAAACUUUGCCUGGAAUAUACUCGAUGGAGGAAUCCGUGCACAAAUCCCGCAUUGCUAUCGUGUCUCUCCAUCAGUCUAGUUUGAUUUGCAGACAGCAGUCCUAUGUGCCAAGGCAAGCCCAGCUAGCGAGCUCAGAACGCAAUAGAAAGUUCAACUUUAUGGGGUCAUGCGCACUUCCGUAUUAUGAUACACGAACCGGCAAUGUCGAACACGGAAUGUCGUGUGCUGGGUGUCAACUUGCUCUCGAAAAAGACAUCAUCGGCACCAAAGGCGAGAAAUGGGCAUUCAAGGCUCGAGACAAAUUAUAUGCGCGAGAUGGCUUUUUGGAACAUUUUCGAUGGUGUGAACAGGCACAGCUGCUGUGGAAAUCGAGCUGCGAAGGGAAAACGAAGCCAACAGAACUGCCAGAGGCUGCUCGAAGAGGCGGCUAUUCAAUAAGAGAGGAUAAAAGGGAUAUGAAACAGUAG
Molecule: messenger RNA, 1014 nt
Organism: Fusarium oxysporum Fo47
Lineage: Eukaryota; Fungi; Ascomycota; Sordariomycetes; Hypocreales; Nectriaceae
Product: F-box protein
Exons: 2
Coding region: 1-1014 (337 amino acids)
Molecular function (GO): protein binding
Source: RefSeq, a predicted model, not a curated record